CUGUGAGUUUGAUAAUUGUAUUGAGUACUAUCUAUAUUUAUAUACUAGUUUUUCUUUUUUUAUUUGCAAUUAUUCUAUUUUAUACUUUUUUUCAGUUUUCGUAUGCUGUUGAGGCAGGGCUGAAAAGUAACUUUCUGCCACCUAACCUUAUAAACGAACUCAUACGAGAUGUUUGCACAAGUGUGCAGAAUCACACUCGCAGCCCAAACAAAUAUGAGAGGGAGGAGGUUGCCAAAAAGAUUUGUGGGGAAUACCCUUUCUUAAAAGCACCCCAGCUCAGUAAGGACACAAAACCCUGGGGAUCACUGGAGGUCAAGAUCAUGAACAGAUUCAAAAAGCUACAGAGAAGGAAAUCAAGGCAUGACACCGAAAGAGUAAAAACGMCCUCUCCACCAAAAAAGUCUUGGCUGGCAGUGCCAAAUGUCCCAAAUUUAAAUGAGGUUGAGRAGGCUGUCAUUUCCAUUCAGCAAGAAUGGAAAAAAAGCAGGAAGGAUCAUGGGGUCAUAAAGAGCUUGAUGGGAAUAACCUAUGGCAGGAGGAGGGAAAUGAUCCUCUCCGAAGAAAGGCCACUUACUGAGAUUCUGAAGGCAUUUCCUCCGUUAUCAAAUACUCUCUAUAUAAAAUCAGACUUUGGGAGGAUUCUUGGAAAGGAAGAUGUGGCGAAGCAAAUAAAGAGUAACUUAUCAGAAGUGUGGAAAGAGAGAGUUUUGGCAUAUGCCAAAACUUUGCCAAAACUUCAAGGAGUUUUAGAUGAAAUGGAGUCUGCGGUAGACAGUGGCUGCAAUGAAGAAGAAUGCAAAGAAAGGGCAACUCUGCAGCUGGCUUCGUUAAUGUUGAGGCCACCAAACAAAAAAGGGCAAAACAAUGAGCACGAGGAGGCCGUGAUAAAAGUUCUCCAAACAGAGGGUCAGCAGUCAUUCGAUCAACAACUUAAAAAGAUCAUUCAACCUUGUAUUGUAGUUAGUGACAAUCUGUAUAAUGGAGACCUGAUGUAUGUUGUUUCUGAGGGCACCCAAAUGUGCAAUAUCACCACAAAGAAGAUUGGAGAUGCCCUGGUGGUAUUGUUGGCCACAUAUUUCUUGUACAACAUGUCCUACACAACUGGCAAGAAUGUUUACAAGUUUUUAGAGCUGACAAUGAUGGGUUUAAAUUAUGAGAAGAAUCCUGUUUCAGUGGAGACUACAAUUGGUGUUUUGUCAAACUUUGRCAAAAAGUAGUUCAACCAAACUAUCAUUCUUCCUCAUAUUUCAAACCCAUUCACAUACAAAUCAUACAUGUUAUUUACUUUGAAAAGG
Messenger RNA from Exaiptasia diaphana, 1295 nucleotides. RefSeq lists its product as uncharacterized. The record is from RefSeq and is a predicted model, not a curated record. Bases 321 to 1217 code for a protein of 298 amino acids. The transcript has 5 exons. NCBI's taxonomy places the organism in Eukaryota, Metazoa, Cnidaria, Anthozoa, Actiniaria, Aiptasiidae.